Molecule: messenger RNA, 1341 nt
Organism: Closterium sp. NIES-65
Lineage: Eukaryota; Viridiplantae; Streptophyta; Zygnematophyceae; Desmidiales; Closteriaceae
Source: the annotation of a GenBank genome assembly
AUGUUAUUUUUAGCACUAUUUAUUCACACAUUCAGGUAUUACAUCCUAUUCCCUUGCCAUGAGAACUCGUUUGACCUCCUUCGCCAAACUACGCUGCAUGUGACGCUUGUUUGUAGUAGUAGUAAUAGUAGUAGUAAUAGUAAUAGUAGUAGUAGUAGUAGUAGUAGAAGUAGUAGUAGUAGUAGUAGUAGUAGUAGUAGUAGUAGUAGUAGUAGUAGUAGUAGUAGUAGUAGUAGUAGUAGAACUAGUAGUAGUAGUAGUAGUGGUGGUGGUGGUGGUGGUGGUAGUAGUAGUAGUAGUAGUAGUAGUAGUAGUAGUAGUAGUAGUAGUAGUAGUAGUAGUAGUAGUAGUAGUAGUAGGGGUAGUAGUAGUAGUAGUAGUAGUAGUAGUAGUAGUAGUAGUAGUAGUAGUAGUAGUAGUAGUAGUAGUAGUAGUAGUAGUAGUAGCACUAGUAAUACAAGUAGUAGGAGUAGUAGUAGUAGUAAUAGUAGUUGUCGUAGUAGUAGUAGUAGUAGUAGUAGUAGUAGUAGUAGUAGUAGUAGUAGUAGUAGUAGUAGUAGUAGUAGUAGUAGUAGUCGUACUAGUAGUAGUAGUUGUUGUAGUAGUAGUAGUAGGAGUAGUAGUAGUAGAAGUAGUAGUAGUAGUAGUAGUAGUAGUAGUAGUAGUAGUAGUAGUAGUAGUAGUAGUAGUAGUAGUAGUAGUAGUAGUAGUAGUAGUAGUAGUAGUAGUAGUAGUAGUAGUAGUAGUAGUAGUAGUAGUAGUAGUAGUAGUAGUAGUAGCACUAGUAAUACUAGUAGGAGUAGUAGUAGUAGUAAUAGUAGUUGUCGUAGUAGUAGUAGUAGUAGUAGUAGUAGUAGUAGUAGUAGUAGUAGUAGUAGUAGUAGUAGUAGUAGUAGUAGUAGUAGCACUAGUAAUACUAGUAGUAGGAGUAGUAGUAAUAGUAGUUGUCGUAGUAGUAGUAGUAGUAGUAGUAGUAGUAGUAGUAGUAGUAGUAGUAGUAGUAGUAGUAGUAGUAGUAGUAGUAGUAGUAGUAGUAGUAGUUGUUGUAGUAGUAGUAGUAGGAGUAGUAGUAGUAGAAGUAGUAGUAGUAGUAAUAGUAGUAGUACUAGUAGUAGUAGUAGUAGUAGUAGAACUAGUAGUAGUAGUAGUAGUAGUAGUAGUAGUAGUAGUAGUAGUAGUAGUAGUAGUAGUAGUAGUAGUAGUAGUAGUAGUAGUAGUAGUAGUAGUAGUAGUAGUAGUAGUAGUAGUAGUAGUAGUAGUAGUAGUAGUAGUAGUAGUAGUAGUAGUAGUAGUAGUAGUAGUAGUAGUAGUAGUAGUAGUAGUAGGGGAACUGGAGUAUAG